Molecule: messenger RNA, 2189 nt
Organism: Monosiga brevicollis MX1
Lineage: Eukaryota; Choanoflagellata; Craspedida; Salpingoecidae
Exons: 6
Coding region: 1-1944 (647 amino acids)
Source: RefSeq, a predicted model, not a curated record
AUGUCCAGCGCAUCCAACGCUUGGCUACAAGCCUCGAGCUCAGCAGCACUUAGACUGCCCUGCGCCACAAGCUCGAUGACAGACCAAACCGCCUCUGCCUCGGGGGCAGGCAGACUUUGCAGUCUCUCCAAUGCCACAGCCGACAUCCUUAAGAGAGCGCGACUACAUAAAGAAGCAAAAUCUGACAUUCUCGAUCAAGAUCUGACAACGCGACGUUUUGGUUCUCUCUCUCUCUCUCUCUCUCUCUCUCUCUCUCUCUCUCUCUCUCUCUCUCUGGUCUUGCCGGCGAAGGUUGAUGAGUCGUUCCCACUGCCGGCGAAAUGCAGUGCAACGCAUUGUACUUGCCCGGCAAGCUCGGCGUGCGUGUCUGGCGUGGAGCGAAAGUCCUCGCACGAGCAUGGCUGCAUGCGGGGCGUACAUCAUGACCUGACCUUACUCAGUGGUUAUGCCGCAGACUGCGCCACCUGUACCUGUGAGCGAGCAAAUACGUAUGUGACCUCGGCGGCGCCCAACACCAAGCCCAUCGUGCCCGACACUCGUGAGCUGUGGUACAUCGGUCGGCAGCCCGGUGAAACUGGGGACGGCUCGGACCCGGCCAACAGCUUGCCUCUGCGCCUGGCCACCGACUACCUGAAGGAGUCGGUGGCUGACCCAUUUGAAGAGCCGUGGCUGGCCCUCUGCGCCCUCGACCAUAGUGACCGUAUCCCCGCCAACGCCCAGCUUCGCUUCCAUGCUCAGGACCAGCGCAUUGUCACCUGGAUUGCCCAAGCCUUUCUGGAGCACGAGUUUGGCUUGGAACUGGUCUACAAGCAACUGCGUUACCAUGACUUGCACCCCAUGACGACGCGAGGCAUGUAUGUCAUGGCCAUUUUCAUCCACGACCUCUCUGACACGCACCCGGCCAUCGUCAUCCAUCCCACGCGUUACCUUCGUGAUGCUUGCGCGGGCUACCUUGUCAACGGCUCUCUCCCCUCAGCCGACUCACAAAUGUACGACCUGGGGGACCGGUUUGUACACGCCCAUUAUCGCAAUUUUGAAGCAUUCUAUCACAUGCAGUCGGGCCACUCGACACAGCAGACGGUACAUGGUACAGAAGCGCUCAUGGCGGGCGAGGAAGGCGGUUGCUGGGGGUACACCCCCAAGCAGAGCAAGGUGUUUACGUCGCCGCAAGAAAAGGUCGCGCCCACGUUGGCCAUGGUCCUGCCAGCCUACUCUGGGCACUGGCGUUUCCUCAACGAGAGUGUCCGGCGCCAGCAGGCUUCGACAGAGCAACCCGACGCCGUUAUUGUGUCCUCCUCUCAGCUCAACAUCACGCAUGCCCGACAAAUUCUCUUUGAAUUGCCAGACAUCAACGGACAAAACCGUUUGGCCGUGGUCGGGCGCUUGGUGCGCCAGCGAGCUGGUCCCACGCGCAACAUUGGAACAGCGCUCUCGCGCAUGGAAUACACCUGCACCAUGGACGGUGAUGACUGGCCGCAACCACAACGCAAUGAAAUUGUUCGAUGGAUGGCGCGCCAGCACCCCUUUGCGCUACUAGCUCACACGAGCCAGCGCUGGUACAUCGAUUUGGAACACCAUGGCAUCAAAUGCUACAACGAGAGCACAGACAUCAACUCGACCACGUACAUGCUAGACUUGGGCAACCACAUCACCCAGAACCACACCCGCAACCCCACUUAUUUACAAAAGGCUUUUCACACCUGGUAUGCGGCCCACAUGAGCACUUGCUUCAACACGGCUCUCUUUCGUGAGUCUCGGUGGCCCGAUCACUACGGCGAGGACGUGCGCUUUGACCACUCCACCAUUUUUUUGGGAGAGCGCUUGAACAUGACCAGUAUUCUCAUGUCCGAACCCCUCAUCUUUUACAUUCGCGUCCGAAGCGCCACCAAUCGGGACAAUGGAAAGCGGCCUCAGCUGCAAGACAAGAUGUUGGAAGCUCCAUGAGAGCGACAAUGUUCAUACUACGGAGUCUGGAGCAAACACAAGACUAAGUGAUGAAUCUUACCAGCGCAGCCGCGCGUGCUUCUUCGCUUUGUUUCAUCUUCCCACUCUCUUCUCGUCGCUAUGCUUCAUCCUCCCCUUGAAGGGUAGUUGUAGCUCUUAUUUAUCAUCGUUUGCAUGAUCGUCUUGUCACUCUGAACACUCUUUCUGUCGCGCUCGCUCACGUGAACUGAAUGUAUUUCAAAAAA